UUAAAUGUUUCAUUUCAGGGAACUCGUCAUUGCCAAGGCUGUUGACUAUGGCAGGUGUUUUUGAUGUAUGGAAACCUCCAGGGGAGAGUGAGCCAUUGUAUUCAUACAGUGUUAUAACAGUAGAGAGUUCCCCAUCAAUGUCAUGGAUACAUCAUAGAAUGCCGGCCAUUUUAACAUCCGAUGAGGAAAUAGAAGAAUGGCUGAACUUUGGAGAAACACCUCUCAAUAAGGCCUCCAAGCUGAUACAGCCAGUUACUUGUAUUCAGUCUCAUCCAGUUUCCAGUGUGGUUAAUAAUUCAAGGCAUAAUUCUCCAGAGUGUGUGAAAAAAAUUGACCCUAGCAAACCAAAGAAAUCUGCUGGUAGUGCUUUCAUGUCAGCUUGGCUAUCCAAAGGAGCAAAAGUGAAAUCUGAAGCAGAGCCACCAGAGAAAAAACCUAAGAUAUCAUGAAGAGUUGGUUCACCUCCUUAUUGUGAAGAGUUAUACAACUUACUGUUGACGAGUUUGUGCAUCUUCUUGAUGAAGAGUUUAUACACCUUCUUGUUGAAGAGUUAAAAAACCUCCUUCUUGGAGAGUUGAUUGUUAAAGGAUGUUUGUGAUACGUUACAGUAGAUUAGAAUGAUAUAUCGACAAUGUCAGCUUUCAUAGAAGCUAAUCUGUAUAUUAUGCUACUGUUCAACAUAAGAUGCUAAAAUAUCUGCAGCUAUGACCUUAUAAGCUUGUUCCCUAUAGUUUUUGCAGAUCUAGCCCAUUUUAGAAUGAAGUUUCAUUGACUUGUAACUGUAAUUCAUGUUCAAACACAUAUGGUGUAGCACAUCUGCCGUGGCACAUCUGCCAUGGCAUACCAACAUUAAGAAAAAAGUCUCUUUCAUUCAGUUGCAAUGGGUUAACUGGUUCUUUCCAGUUGCUGAUACCUUCAUUGUAUUUGAAAGUUUUGAUCUUUUCUUUUCUGUUGUUUUCAAGCAAUUUGAAAUAUCAUAUCAUACUAUGGACCAGUCUAGAUGGGUCGACGGUUCAGCGUUGAUAUACAAAUGUAGAAGAUUUGAAUGGACUAGUAUAACCUGUCUGCCCUAUGAAAAAUGCUUUAUCCAUUUGAUGACAUAGAGUCUUACGCUUGUCUGUUCUGAAAGCUUUAGUUUUCAAAUGUGUUCUUUUUAGCUCCCACUUUUCGGAGAAUAGGGGGGGCUAUUCUACUCACCCCGGCGUCGGCAUGAGCUUUCUUGGUUAAAGUUUUUCGGUAACCUUUGUUUUUCUAUCUUAUCUUUGUUACUAUUGCAUAUAUCUUACUGCAACUUCACAUAAACAUUGUCCAGCAUACGAACAAAGUAUGUAUAAGGGCUUGGCCCAUUAUACAUAAGGUCAAGGUCACCAUGGUGUUAUACUUAGGUUAUUUUUAAGGUUAAAGUUUUUCGGCAACCUUUGUUUUUCUGUCAUAUCUUUGUUACUAUUGCUUAUAUCUUACUGUAAGUACACGUAAACGUUGUCCAGCAUACAAACAAAGUAUAUACAGGGGCUGGGCCCAUUAUACCCAAGGUCAAGGUCACCAAAGUGUUAUACUUGGGUUAUGAGGUUUGAAGUUUUUUGGCAACCUUUGCUUUUCUGUCAUAUCUUUGUUACUAUUGCUUAUAUAUUACUGUAAGCUCACAUAAACAUUGUCCAACAUACAGACAAAGUAUGUGCAGGGGCUGGGCCCAUUGUACCCAAGGUCAAGGUCACAAAGUUGUUAUACUUGGAAUUAUUUUCAUGUUAAAUUUUUUCGAAAACUUUGUUUAUAGACAUAUCUUUGGUACUUUAAAAGAUAAUGACUUGAAAUUAAAAACAUUUCUUUUUAAUCAUAAUCUGCAUGUGUGGUUACAAUCCCCAUGACUCUUAUUGUAUUUUUGACAGAAUUAUGCCCCUUUCAUACUUAAUGUUUUUUGGCAAUCUUCGCUUUCUGGAUACAACUUUAGUACAAUAUAAGAUAAAGACUUGAAAUUAAAAUGUAUCUUUAUCAUCAUCAUCUGCAUGUGUGGUAACGAUUCCCAUAACUCUGAUUUGUAUUAUUUACCAAAUUAUGCCCCUUUCAUACUUAAAUUUUUUAACAAACUUCGUUUUCUGGACAUAACUUUGGUACUAUAUAAGAUAAUGACUUGAAACUCAAAAUAUAUCUUUACUAUCAUCAUCUGCAUGUGUGGUAACAAUCCCAAUUACUUUAAUUUGUGUUCUUGACAGAAUUAUGCCCCGUGCUGUAUCUUCCUUUUAAAAGUAGAGGUCUCUAUUUGUAGUCCUGUUUGGCGCAAUAUAACCUAUACUGUGUUGGUGCGCUGUAAAACCCAACUAAAUAAAUAUUGAGACAUAUAUUCAUUUUAUUGUCAAAUCGCCGAAUAGUGGAGCGCGCUGUCUUACGGACAGCUCUUGUUAUGUGACUUUGUUUCAUAUCUAUAAUUAUAUUCUUAACUGAUAUCCCAUGGUGUGUACGAUUUAAAUGAAAACAUAAAAAGGGCAACUGAUUAUGAUUACAAGAUUUAUUGCUCUUUGUACAUUUCGAAAGGACAGACUAUUAUUCUUUAGUGGACAGUUUUAUCCUUUGGGCACAUUUUACUAGUUAAAAGCGAGGUGUUCUAGGAAAGUACUGGUCCUGCAUCCGCUGUGUUUCAGUUGUAUUACAGCUUACACAAUAAAUCUGUGUCUGUCCUAUUGCAACUGUAAUUAAUCUGUGUUGGUUCUAUUGCAACAACAAUAAAUCAAAGAAAUUAUUAAAAUGGUCAAAGUUUAAAAUUGAGCUUUGAAAUAGACUUUUCUUUUUUACCAAAUGACUUAUGUUUUCAACAUAAUUUCCAAUUUUAAACAUUAGUCUGAGAAUCCAGUCUGACCAUUUUAAUGUUCCUUUUCUAUAUGCGAAAGUUGACAGUAUAGGACAGUCAACACCAUUUAACGCUUGUGCUUGUUAAGUUGGGUUUUUAAUGCAUACAUGUAGAUGUUUGGUGAACUUUUCGAAGUCAGAGUACCCCUGCAGCUGUAUCUGAAAAAAUAUUUUACAGAUUGUUGAAAGCUUUUUUUCUUGAAGAAAAUAAAAUAUAAAAAAAAGUC
Mercenaria mercenaria is the source of this 3068-nucleotide messenger RNA. RefSeq names its product abasic site processing protein HMCES-like. The coding region runs from base 48 to 449 and encodes 133 amino acids. Lineage: Eukaryota; Metazoa; Mollusca; Bivalvia; Venerida; Veneridae. The transcript has 5 exons. Gene Ontology annotation, molecular function: single-stranded DNA binding. The record is from RefSeq and is a predicted model, not a curated record. Gene Ontology annotation, biological process: DNA damage response.